AUGGGUCUAAUUUCAUGUUAUAGUGAAUUAACAGUUCAAGUAUCAGAAAAAUCAUCAUGCAAAAAUUACAAAAAUGUUUCCACAAAUUCAUCCAUUUCCCCAAAUUUACUCCCAUCAAUACAAACAUCCGUUACAAAUUUAUAUAAAACCACACUUUCCACCGGGGCCCACCACAUGAUCACCGUCACAUGGUGUCGUAACGCCGCCGCACAAGGCUUACAAAUAAACUCCGGUGAUGAUCCCAGUACGGCGUUCCGGCUAAACACAAAUUCAGGAUUGUUUCGCAAGAAAAAAGGAAACAAAGCCUUUGAAGUAAAUGGCUCGAAAUUCGAGGUUUUCUAUGAUCUUUCGGCGGCUGUGUACGGAUCCGGAGCAGAACCCGUCGAUGGAUACUAUGUGGUCAUCAUGGUUGACUCCGAAUUGGGCUUGUCUGUCGGAGAUAUGUCGGAUGAAGCUGCGGUCAAGAAAGUCAAAGCCCGGAAAGAUGAUAUUGGUAAAUUUUGUUUAGUUUCUAAAAGAGAGCAUUAUUACGGAAAUACCCUUUACUCAACCAAGGCUCAAUUUUCGGAUGACGGAACUUGGCAUGAUAUAUUGAUUCAAUGUACCAGAGAAAAGGAUGGUGUAAAGAAACCGUGCCCGGGUCCGAACCCGAAUCCGGUUUUAUUGGUCUAUAUAGAUAAACGGGUUGUGGUUCGGGUCAAGAGGCUCCAAUGGAAUUUUAGAGGGAACCAAACAAUUUUUGUUGAUGGGUUGUCGGUGGAUCUAAUGUGGGAUGUUCAUGAUUGGUUUUUUAAACCCGGGUCGGAAUUGGGUUCUGGUAAUGGGCUGAGUUCCGGGUCGGGUCAUGCUGUUUUUAUGUUCAGAACAAGAAGUGGGUUUGAUAGUAGGUUAUGGUUGGAAGAUGAUGAAAAAGUGAAGAUGAAAGAUGAGAAGAAGGAAUUCUCUUUGUUAAUUUAUGCAACCAAGAGUUAA
This is a messenger RNA of Erigeron canadensis, 972 nucleotides long. RefSeq lists its product as uncharacterized. Lineage: Eukaryota; Viridiplantae; Streptophyta; Magnoliopsida; Asterales; Asteraceae. The coding region runs from base 1 to 972 and encodes 323 amino acids. The transcript has a single exon. The record is from RefSeq and is a predicted model, not a curated record.